AUGAAGGAGUCUGGCCUCGAGCCGACCCUUCUCGGAGCCAACCGUUUUCGCAUCACAGACGCGUCUAAUGGCCGGGUCGAUUUCGAACUGGACAUUCACCAGAAUCACACGACCAUCCAUGGCGGCACACUCGCAGCCAUGGUCGACCUGGGCGGCUCACUGGCCGUAGCAUCGACGGGACGCUUCGCGACAGGCGUCACGACGGAUCUCAACGGCAAGAAAACACUCCACGGAAACGCUGCCGGCGAUAUGCUCACCGGCACUGCCAUCUGUGACAAGAUUGGCAAGACAUUGGCGUACACGACCAUCAUAUUCAAGAACAGCAAGGGACAGCUCGCUGCUCGCGGGAGCCACACCAAAUAUGUCGCUGGCACCUUGGGGGAGGAAGGCCCCUUUAUGGCGCCCGCAAAGUACGCCGAAGAAUUGGAUUAA
This is a messenger RNA of Emericellopsis cladophorae, 432 nucleotides long. RefSeq lists its product as uncharacterized. NCBI's taxonomy places the organism in Eukaryota, Fungi, Ascomycota, Sordariomycetes, Hypocreales, Bionectriaceae. Bases 1 to 432 code for a protein of 143 amino acids. The transcript is spliced from 7 exons. Gene Ontology annotation, molecular function: fatty acyl-CoA hydrolase activity. The record is from RefSeq and is a predicted model, not a curated record.